Messenger RNA from Hippoglossus stenolepis (Pacific halibut), 3489 nucleotides. RefSeq names its product ectonucleotide pyrophosphatase/phosphodiesterase 4 (gene enpp4). NCBI's taxonomy places the organism in Eukaryota, Metazoa, Chordata, Actinopteri, Pleuronectiformes, Pleuronectidae. The coding region runs from base 139 to 1512 and encodes 457 amino acids. The transcript is spliced from 8 exons. The record is from RefSeq and is a predicted model, not a curated record.
ACAGGACUAAUGCUAGUUAGCGCGAUGCUAGUGCGUCGCGUGUGUUUUUGAGGAAGUUCAUUCAUGAGGCUGCUGUGAGAGAAGUUUCACCACCGGUCCGGUGAGGAGGAGGAAGUCUACCGUCUGCCCGCUGACAGGAUGUUACUAAAAGUGCUACUGGGCCUCCUGUGUGGCGUCACAGCCUCAGUCGCAGGCGGCGACGAGGCUCAGCAGGGCCCUCUGCCAUUGCUGAUGGUGUCCUUCGACGGUUUCCGGGCAGACUACCUGCAGAGGUUCCCCAUGCCGAACCUGAAGCUCCUGUACAGCCAGGGGGUCCUGGUGGAGCAGCUCACCAACGUCUUCAUCACCAAGACCUUUCCCAACCACUACACCCUGGUGACAGGGCUGUACGCUGAGUCCCACGGUAUCGUGGCCAGUAACAUGUACGACCCCGUCAGCCACAAGCACUUCCACGCCGGCCAAGACCAGGACCCGAUGUGGUGGAGCAAAGCGCAGCCCCUGUGGAUCACGGCGCUGGACUCUGGCUACAAGACGGCGGCCAUGAUGUGGCCCGGCUCCGACGUGCUCAUCAGCAGCCGCACACCGACACACUUCCUGCCCUAUGACUUUAACGUGACGUUCCGGCAGCGGAUAGGGAACGUGACAAAGUGGCUGCUGGGAAAUGAAAAGGAGCCGGGAGUGAAGUUCGCCGCUCUCUACUGGGAGGAGCCGGACAGGUCGGGCCACAAAUACGGCCCAGAAAACACCGCCGUCAUGACCAAAGUGCUGAAAGAGGUUGACGACAACAUCGGCCUGCUGGUGUCGAAGCUGAAGUACAAUGGCCUCUGGGGUCGCAUCAACGUCAUAAUAACCAGCGACCACGGAAUGGCUCAGCUGUCGACCGAGCGCCUCAUACGGCUGGACGACUGCAUCCACCCUGACGACUACACGCUGGUGGACAGCUCGCCCGUCGCAGCCCUCAUCCCACAUAAAGAUCCAAAGACACUCUUCACUCUGCUGAGAACGUGCCACGCCCACAUGACAGCAUAUCUGAAGUCGGACAUCCCUGAUAGGCUGCACUACCGGAACAACGAACGUAUCCAGCCAAUCAUCCUGGUUGCUGAUGAGGGCUGGAGCAUAGUGCAGCGGGGGAACACGCUGUCGAGAAUGGGCGAUCACGGCUAUGACAACACCCUACCCAGCAUGCACCCCUUCAUGGCAGCGGCGGGGCCCAGCUUCCGUGAAGGUUAUCGAAUCAGCAAUUUAAAGAGCGUGGACAUUUACCCUCUCAUGUGCCAUCUGCUGUCGGUGCCACCACAGCCCAACAACGGCAGCCUGAGCCAGGCUCGCUGCCUCCUGGCAGCUGAGGCCUGCGGGGACCUCACCCUGGUGAUCAGCCUGGUGCUGGGCAUCUUACUGGUACUCGCCACAAUCAUCCUACUUUUCAGGUGGCGGCGAAACUACCGGCAGUCACGCUCCCAACCUUUCCAGAGGCUGCAGGUGGACGACGAUGAAGAACCCCUGUUUGAGUAAACCAGUCAGACCCGAGCGUCACAGACUGAUCUGCGUCACCUAUUUGAGCUCCAAUAGGUACUUUCACUUAACCCACUCAGGCCGCCGCCCUAGAUUUCACCAGGCAUGGGUGCACAGCAUGCAUGUGCAUACACAAACGUGCAGUAGAAGGAGCUGCUGUUUAUAAAGCCUUCAGGCCAACAGACCCACCGGCUGUAUUCAGAAAGCUUCCAUGUACACAGAGGUGUUACUACUGAUGAAUUUCAAAGAAUUUAUCCAUUCACCUUUAAACUACAAACCACAUGUAUUCUCCCACAGCUGUGUCUUUGCCUGCACUGUAACAGAGGCAUUUUAAUGGUUUUGCGCCCGUCAACUAAUUGAGCAAACAGUUACUGGUCAUCUGUCAAUAAACAAAGCCAAAAUAUCCCAAGCACAGAUGCUUUAAUUACCUUUAAUUUCAAAUAGAUUAAGUAUUAAAAUAACCAGCAAAUGAAUAAAACGAGUGUCAGCACUUGUAGCCCUGUUUGCAAAAUUACUACUAAAAGUAGUAAUUUUAGGCUAGUACUACCUUAGUACUACUUUUAGGCCACUUUUAAAUGGGCUAUUCCUGAUUAAUUUAUAGUUAAAAUAGCCUAUUCAUAAUCACGUCAUGUCUUAAAGGAGACUAAACUUUAUGAUUAGGCUUAUUGAUAUCACGCCCAUUCCGUCCAAGAGAUAUUUAUAUAUUUGAUGUAUAUGUUUCAUGUGAUUGUUUAUUUUUACAUAUUUUGGAUCAGAACUUUUUUAAAGAGUAGGUCACAACAAACCAGCAAGUUCUGAGUUUCCACGACUCCUUACUAGAAAUCCUUCUGAGGGGAUGUUUGUGCGUACGCCCCCAGAUGUGAGGUUGUACAAACAGCUGUAGGAAAUAAUAGCGAAUAGUAGUGGUGGUUAUUUAAUUCUUCAUAAUGUUACUGGUCUCUCGUAAAACAAUCAUUUUACGAGAGACUUGAACCUGUGACGAGAAAACCAGUGGUGUUCUGAGGAAAACUCUUUUUAGAUUUUAUAGAUGCUACUGAUUUAAGAUAUUUAUUUAAUAUAUUUCUGCGGGAACUGAAGGAAACUUCAUUUUAUGAGAUUUUUGUAUGUAUAGUGUUUAGUGUAGUUUAGCUUUUUUGUCAGAAGAGGGAGCCAGUUACAAAUGUUUCUUGUGCAAUGAGAAAACCCUUACUGAUGUAGAAAUUCUUAUGAUUGUGUUCAUUUAUAUUUUAUUUUGAACUGUUACUGUUUUGUGUUCCUAUUUUUUAUUAAAUUAUAGUAUAUUAGGUAGAAAUCACGUUUGCAGUACUUGAUGAUAAAAGUAUUUCUUAUUAUUAUGUACAAACUUAAUUAAAAGAGAAAUACAAAUACACUGUUCACUCACUUCUGCUCAAAUCUGCAGUGACCAGAUGUUUUUAGGACAUUACUUUGUGUUUUUGUUUUUGACUUGUAUGUCGGAGUGUUAGGCCAAAUUAAAGGGAAAUAAAAUAAGAAUAAAGUAAAACUUUUAAUAUCAACUUGAGCCGGAGCGCUGCAGAGAGACCAAAAAAUACACUAACACAUUGUUGGUUUUGGUCUUUUUAUAGGAUUUGUUGACAACAGCCACACUACAGAACGUCACAUGCAGUGUGUUCAGGGUUUUUUUUGUGUGUGUGUGUGUGUGUGUGUGUGUGUGUGUGUGUGUGUGUGUGUGUGUGUGUGUGUGUGUGUGUGUGUGUGUGUGUGUGUGUGUGUGUGUGUGUGUGUGUGUGUGUGUGUGUGUGUAAAAAAGUGCAUCAUUCAACUGAAACUAAGGGGAAAAAGUCCACAUCCAAACUCUUGCCAUGUUAUAUUGUUACUCAGUUUUACACCUCAAUAGUCAAAAAGAGGCUUUGAGUCUCAAAAUAAUCAUAUUUAUCAUGUUGGAUCAUUAAAGUUACUGUUUCCUGGGUUGAGAUGUGUACUGAACUAUGCAAUUUCAAAUAAAUCUCAUCGAAAGUC